Molecule: messenger RNA, 1993 nt
Organism: Blepharisma stoltei
Lineage: Eukaryota; Ciliophora; Heterotrichea; Heterotrichida; Blepharismidae
Source: the annotation of a GenBank genome assembly
AUGUGCAUAAAGCACUUUUGGAAAGAUUUAAAAGAAAUCCCAAAGACAUGAUCUAUAAAGCGACAAAUGAUGGUCUGCUAUAUAUUCGCAGUUUUCUCUAUGCUGAUACUAGUUUUUUUAUUCAUGAUAACCAGCUUUUAUUUUCUUGGAGAGCACACAGUAAUAAAAAUUGAAAAAACCCAAAGCAAACAAGCCACCGACAAUAUGAAAGAACUUGUAGCCCAAGGGGCGUCCUACGUCAACACAAAAUUCCAAGAUAUUUUUGUUAUGAACCAAUUGGUGAAAGAAAUGCUAUAUUCAAUGCUAAACGACGAAAAUGCCUAUGCAUUGAAUUAUUUAAAUAUCACAGAUUAUGAGCAUUUACCUAAAGAAAAUUUGACUAAAGUUAUCAAUUUGUAUGGGAACCAAAGGGUGUGCUUUACUUAUAGCUGCUAUAAAACUUUUGGAGAGAUUUUUAACGUAUCAUAUAGUUUGAUUAAAAAAGUGUCUAGGUUUAAUAAUAUUUGGCCCACGACACUUGUAUUGACUUUUCAGACUGUCAUAAGAUAUAGCGAAUUUUAAUGAUUUUUUAAUAAUAAUUAUCAGAAAAAUGAUGGAGAGCGAAAUGAGGGAAAAGGUAUAUAUGAUGUAUUUUGAUGAAGGCAAUUUUAUGAUCACCUAUCCAGGAAGCUACAUUCCUAGCACUUAUAGACCUACAAACCAAACUUGAUAUAUGGCUUAUAAGCAAAAUAAUGCUACAAAUUUAGCGACUGUUGGGUAUCCUGAUUACUUACUCCCCCCCCUCGUGAGUGAACAAAACCAUUAGAAAAAUCCCUAUUUUUGCCCAAAAACCCACCCUCUGUGAGUGAACAAAAAUUUUUUUAAUAGAAAAAUUUUUCAUGGGGAAAAAAUUUGAUAUAUAAAUGAUAAUUAGCAUAAUGAAAUCUAGAGCUAAUUCUGUUUAACUUUAAACAAAUUGCUUUUAAAACAUAGGAUUUUUUUAAAUUUCGAAAAAAUAUUUUAUAAAAUUUUUAUAUAUAAAUUUUUUUAAAAAAAAAAAAUCAACCCCCCUCCGUGAGUGAACAAAAUUUUCUGUCACUCACGGAGAGGGGGAGUUAGGGAAUCUUCUUGAUAUAAUUUCAUUGGUUACACCACUUACUGAUAACAACAAUAAAAAUAUUGGGGUUAUAUUAGCUGAUUUGCCUGUCCUAUUUAUAUAUCAAGACCUUAAAGAGCUAAAAUACCUAGGAAAAGGGGACACAGCCCUUGUCCACAAGAGUGGCCAGAUUUUAAAAUGCAAUGGAAAAGGAUGGUGAAGCAAUUCCUAUGACUCCAUUACCCAGCUAGAAGAUUCCCAUUUUUGGGGAAAAGUAUUGGUUAAGCCUAAAGGGAUCCAUUUUAUGGUUUUUCACGAUGAAGUAUAUAGAGUUGCUACAUUCCCAAUAGGGAGUCAAAACAAUGACGAAUGAUGGUAUGUUCUUAUGCUUUUUGUAAAGGAGAGAGAUAUUAUUUUCUCUUAUAUAAUACUUAUAGGAGAUUUAUAAAAAAAAAAUAUGGGAUAUUUAUGGGGAAAUUCUAUAUUAUGACCUAUGGAAGUGACAGCAGAAAUAAAAUCGAAGAAUUUGGAGGAAUUUUAAUAGGGUUUUUUAUAUUUUGUGGUGGGGUUAUUUUAGCUGUAAUUAUUAUGAUAAUUCAUUGUUCUGCGAGGUCUAUUAGAAGCCCUUUGCAAAAGAUUGCGGAUUUUACUAAUAAAAUUAAUUCACAUGCAGUGGAAAGUGAAUUUUUAGGAAAUCUUGAUAUAAAUAGCUUAAAGGAAGGAAACGAUGAAAUUUCUGAACUUGUGGCAAAUUAUAAAUCAUUAGCUAAUGUACUGUUGAAAUAUCAGGAUAAUAGAAUCCAUAAUCCUUUUAAAAUAACAACAGAAAGAGUGUACCCUCCUAAUGAGCUUUUUAAUAAAAGCAAGUUUAACUUGAAAAGUUUAAUUGAGCAAUUACCAGACUCAAAAGAUAUGUAA